This is a messenger RNA of Hibiscus syriacus, 566 nucleotides long. RefSeq lists its product as uncharacterized. Lineage: Eukaryota; Viridiplantae; Streptophyta; Magnoliopsida; Malvales; Malvaceae. The record is from RefSeq and is a predicted model, not a curated record. The transcript has a single exon. Bases 20 to 346 code for a protein of 108 amino acids.
AGAUAUACAGGGAAGAACCAUGGCUCUGAGAUGGUUUCUGCAUUCUGCAUGUCAUGUGUUGGGGUACCAGAACGAGCCUAAUAACCUGAGGCACUGUAAGAGCUCGAAGGUCUCGUCGAACUGUGAUCCAACAUCGUCUCGGAAAGUGAAACAGUACCCCGACUCGGGGUUCCAGAUGCCGCUGCACUACCCUCGGUACACGAAAUCGAAUUACGAGAAGAUGGAGGAGUGGAAAGUGGAUCUGCUUCUCAGAGAAUAUGGCCUGAAUUUAGACGGCAGCCUUAGCAGCCUUGAUGAGAAGAGAGCUUAUGCAAUGGGGGCAUUCUUGUGGCCUGAUCAACAUUGAUCGAUUUUCGUCGGCGUUUCAGGUUUGAAGAUAAUUUCUCGAGCUCGACGAUGUAUGCAUGCAGUUAAUAACUAUGAGCAGUAUUACAUAAUCGUAUUAUAUAUAUGAGUUAGAAUCAUCUAUUUAUUCAGUUUAUCAUGUGGGAUACGUUAUAUAUCUUAAUGAGCAUAAUUUAGAGAGAGCAUAUGUACACUCUCUCAACUAGAGUUAAUGCCGCCUG